Oncorhynchus kisutch (coho salmon) is the source of this 2519-nucleotide messenger RNA. RefSeq names its product TBP-like 1 (gene tbpl1). The record is from RefSeq and is a predicted model, not a curated record. Gene Ontology annotation, biological process: DNA-templated transcription initiation. Gene Ontology annotation, molecular function: DNA binding. The coding region runs from base 701 to 1264 and encodes 187 amino acids. The transcript has 8 exons. Lineage: Eukaryota; Metazoa; Chordata; Actinopteri; Salmoniformes; Salmonidae.
CAGGAAGCAGUUAGCCAGAAGGUUAUCGGCUGAACACAGAAGCGAGAGCAAAUAACGUUACAUUUCGCCCGUGAUAAUGGCGUUUGUUUUUUAUUUUGGCAACAGUUCAGUGAGGUAUAUCUCCACUUAAGAAGAAAAUACAGUCUUGGAGAAUCCCAUCAAACUAGCUAACUAAUGUAAAAUAAAAAAUAAAAAAAAAUAGCAAGUUGCCCCUGAAGAGCUAACAACGUUAGCCAUUUUCUUUGUUAAUUGGCUGGCUAGCGAGCUGAAACGUGUACCGGGCUACAUGUCAAUUUCCUCUUGUUUGCAAGCCUGUGUGUCUAACUAACUAUUGAUGUAACUAGGUAACAAGCGAACUAACGUUAACGACCAAUGAGUUACGAGGUGAUUGUGCAGGUCAGGCGUACACAGUAUAUCGUUUUUUCUGACCGGGGUCGUAUGAACAUCCCUGGUCUGUGUGCUGCAAGGAGCAGCUGUUGAGGAGUUCCCGGAUAAAUCCUCAUUAUCACGUCCAUCUGUGGAGCUAAUUGUCUUUAUUUUCUACUUGAGACGAGUCUGAUAGAAGAACAAGAACAUCUACAGACAAACCCGUGUUCGUAUCCAGGCGGUUGUCAUGCACCUGUAAUCCGCUUCCUGUCAGCCAGACAGCCGGGCCCAGCCACCCAGACCCAGCCACAGCGCUCCGGUCCAGUGGGUCCCCAUGGAGCCCAGUAAUGACGUAGCGUUGGAUAUCAUUAUCACCAAUGUGGUGGCUGUAUUCAGGACACGCUGCCACCUCAACCUGCGCACCAUCGCUCUGGAGGGGGUCAACGUAAUCUAUAAACCUGAAUAUGGGAAAGUCCUGAUGAAACUCCGCAAACCCAGGAUCACCGCUUCCAUCUGGUCUUCAGGGAAAAUCAUCUGUACCGGCGCUACCAGCGAGGAUGAGGCUAAGCAGGGAGCCCGGAGGUUAGCCCGCACCCUGCAGAAACUGGGCUUCAAGGUGAGGUUCUCAGAGUUCAAGGUGGUGAAUGUCCUGGCAGUGUGCUCCAUGCCGUUCGCCAUCCGACUCAUCGACUUCACCAAGAACAACCGGCCCAUCGCCAGCUAUGAGCCAGAGCUCCACCCCGCUGCCACCUACAGGAUCAAAACCCUCAAGGCCACCGUCCAGGUCUUCUCUACCGGCAGCCUUACCAUCACAGGACCAAAUGUGCAGGCUGUAGCCACGGCUGUAGAGCACAUCUACCCCAUGCUAUUAGAGUGUCAGAAACCCCUCCGCAAAUAACACACACGGAAAAACAAGAACGGAAUGGAGAGAGAAAGACAGAGGCUAAAAAGCACCUCAUCCAUUGGAUGCAUUGUAUUAUCCUCAACUUGUCUGCCCCGGCAACAGUCUGGGCCUUUGUCCUGAUUGGCUGGAUUUGUCCAGGAAGUCAGAAAGGCAGCUUCCGUCCUCCUACUGUCCAAUGACCUGUUGUCUUGGUGACAGCUACGCCCUCUGAACUUUGACCCUGGAUGACCUCUACAGUAUGACCUCUAACCUUUCACCUUUAGCAGCCAGCCAGCCAAUGAUGGCUGCUCCAGUGACUGAUUCACACUCAUGGUUGACUCUCCAAGCCAACCAUGAUUCCUUAUUAUUUUAGAUUUGAUGAUGUCACGGGCUGUGUUCCAAAUGGCAGCCUAUUCCCUAUAUAGUGUACUACUUUCAUGGGUCCUGGUCUAAGGUAGUGCACUAUGUAGGGAAUAUGGCCCUGGUCUAAAGUAGUGUACUAUAUAGGGAAUAGGCUUUCAUUAAUGCAUGGGCAGACAGACCAGUCUUCAACAUGACCUGUCCCACAGAACAUGACAGACCAGUCUUCAACAUGACCUGUCCCACAGAACACAAGGGUUUUAACAGAACAUGAUGUAACAGACAGACCAGUCUUCAACAUGACCUGUCCCACAGAAUGAGGGUUUUAACAGAACAUGACGUAACAGAUAUUUCCAUAAGAAGCUUUGACAGUCCCAUUUGACCGUGAUGUUGAACAGAGCCUUGUUUUUAGACCCUGUAGUCAUCUGCUCUAUUCAAAUCACUGGGAUUACAAAAUUCCUGUAACUUUCCACAAAUUCCCAGGUUCUCCGAAAAUCUCGGUCGGACGAUUCCAGAUGACCUGUUUCUUCUAUCCUUUCCUGGGAAAACUUCCUACAGUGAUUUCUUGAAAACCUGUGAAUUCUGGGAGAGUUGCCGGUGUUACGCAACCCGACAUGUCCCCCUUUAACCACAGAUCAGAUGUUUCCAUCCACCUUGGUAGUCUUUUACUUGAGAUGCGUCUUCUGGAAGAUUCCGUCCGUGAGUUGUUCAGGCUGGGGCUUUGAAUACUUGACAGACAGGUGGUGGUUGUUGAUCUGUGGAGAGAAACACCUGCUGGAAUGGGAAAUGCUUGUCCUAUUCCUGUCCUGAUUGUUGUAUGGUUGGACUUUUUUUGUAUUUUAUAAAUAAAAUAAAAUGUUUAAAAAAAGGGGAAAAAGGAACGUAACAAUAAAAUAAAUAAUCAGAGGAA